This is a messenger RNA of Laccaria bicolor S238N-H82, 1383 nucleotides long. RefSeq lists its product as uncharacterized. The transcript has a single exon. Lineage: Eukaryota; Fungi; Basidiomycota; Agaricomycetes; Agaricales; Hydnangiaceae. Bases 1 to 1383 code for a protein of 460 amino acids. The record is from RefSeq and is a predicted model, not a curated record.
AUGUACGCACCAAAGCCCGGAGUCGCGUACAACGACGAUACAGGCCUUCGCGUCACCAAAAGCCGCUCACUUCAUACACCCCUCUCUCUCUUAGAACGAUUGGGGGGCUCUCUGACUGACACUGGAUCAUCCCUUCAGGAUCGUUUGUCUGAUAGCACGUCGAACACACAGAGCUCCUUAUCAGAUGACGACUACAUGUCAGUACGCAUUACGGAAGUCCCGGACAUCCUCUACCACCCCCGAGCAAUCAACAGUCCAGCAGCAUGGAUUCGUCAUAACGACACCUUACUCGAGAACGCUCGGAAAGCCACCACAGCACGGCGAGCGGCGCAAGGCAUCAAGACAUCACCCUACUGUCGUUCUCAAUCGCCAACAUGUAUCUCGGAAGCCAUCCACUCCCCUCACGAGCGUACAGAGGUCAUGUUUCAGAGGAUGUUGAAGGACGAAUCCGCGAAGAUAACCUACACGAAGAGCACCUGGUCCGCCCCUCAUUUCGCGUGGAAUCCUGAAUUCCUCGAAGUCGCAUACCUAUUCAUUCCUGACGUUGAAAGCGAGGCCCGGCUACGCUACUGGGCCAAUUGUUGGGAUUCGGUCGGCACCGUUCGUAAGCUCCUUACAACAGCUAUUGAACACGGGAUCCGCUUCUAUCUAGCUCUACCUCCUGACGCCGUGCGACGGUUCCGCCCUAUCUUGGUGGACAGCCUCGAUCAGAGCUCAGCAUCUUUCAUUUACAAUGUCGGUUUUCAAGAAGCCCCACUUGCCCCUGCGGACAAUACGGCGACAUUCUGUGCAACCUAUCUAGCCCGUAUGAACGACGUUCUCCGUCGCCCCCACGCGCGCGCUUUCAUUGCAGAAGGAGGCCAAUUUAGUUGGAUAGCAAGACGAUGGACAGGGACAAGACUCGUUGAGGAGUUCAUGUCCGGACCCUCCAUCCAGACCACGGUCCACAACAGAGGCUUUUACGAUUCGGCAUCUGAAGACGCUUCGUACCUCGCAUAUGACGUCGUCUCGGAGCAGGAAAAAGACUUGCUGCUGGGAUAUUGCGCGGGCUCGAACGGUUGUUUGGGUCGCUGGCUCUUCCCUCCUGCCGACAUCUUCAAUGGAGGCUUCACAUUAUGGACAGGAGAAUGGAAUGAAGCGCUCGAUCACGUCUACAGAAGACUCGCCGACGAUAUCGCUAGAGGUAAAGCAAAGCUUCGCACUCGGGAGAAGUGGAAAUGCUGGAUUAGGAAUAACGAUCGAGGACAACGCCGCCCCGCCUACCUGCCUUCUACUGCAGACUUCCAGAGUGUAAUGGAGGGCAUCUCGCUAGCGGGACUCAAACCCACCUGGCACAAGGAACCUUUGGACAAAAUCACGUUCCCCGAGAAACAAUUGGACUAA